Anoplopoma fimbria (sablefish) is the source of this 2322-nucleotide messenger RNA. It is a transcript of the gene crhr1, whose product is annotated as corticotropin releasing hormone receptor 1. Gene Ontology annotation, biological process: cell surface receptor signaling pathway; adenylate cyclase-activating G protein-coupled receptor signaling pathway. Gene Ontology annotation, molecular function: corticotrophin-releasing factor receptor activity; G protein-coupled peptide receptor activity; corticotropin-releasing hormone binding. NCBI's taxonomy places the organism in Eukaryota, Metazoa, Chordata, Actinopteri, Perciformes, Anoplopomatidae. The transcript is spliced from 19 exons. The record is from RefSeq and is a predicted model, not a curated record. Gene Ontology annotation, cellular component: plasma membrane; neuron projection. The coding region runs from base 1 to 1923 and encodes 640 amino acids.
AUGUCCCUGACGCUGAUCCUCAAUGACCCUUUUGACUUUGACUGUGGAGUGACUUGUAUACUGUUGAACAAAGACUCGUAUAUGAGCCUUGCCCACAUCCCACCACUGACUCAGGGACUCAAAGUCGCUCUUCUUUUCUCUCCAGAUCCCCCAGAAUGCCUCAAACUUCUGACAGAAAUCACUGUCCUGAAGCAUCUUAACGUUGAAGUGCCAGACCUGGAGCACCCACACCUGGACUUCAUCAGUGAGCCUGUGGAGCUGCACAUGAACCCCCAGAACCAGAGCCUCUUCGUGUCGUUAUCUUAUGACAGUCCUCCUUUGUCUUGGCUGGCAGUCUGGAACCUGCUAAAACAGGAGCGGAGGCAGCAGGGGGCCUCGCUGCACUGGCUGCUGCAGGCUGCAGGGGUCUCCACGCUGGGCCAGGUGGUGGAGCUGGCCGGACCCCAGCUGAAGGACCCCACUGGGCUGCCAGCUCACCCGGUCUCCCUGGAGGGAGCCUCGGGAAAGACCUUCUAUAAACUAAUGUGGAAGGACGAGGAGGACAUCCUGCUGUCUCUAGAGACCCCUCAGUUGGGGGCCUUUGAGCCUCUGGUGAACGAAGCAACGUAUCCUGUCAGUGUGAAGGUGUCUAACCAUAAUAAUCUUGUGUUUCAGGUGAUGCUAACGUGUGUUUUGCUGAGCGGACGAGUUUCUCCGGCUGAGUUAACUUGUGAAGCGCUGAUCCUGCUGUCAACCAACCUCUCAGCGAGGACGCUGGCGUUACUGAACCAGACCUUCACCAUCAGUAACACCUCAGGUCUGUAUUGUGAUCUCUCUGUGGACGGUAUAGGAACCUGUUGGCCUCGUAGUGCAGCAGGUCAGCUGAUCUCUAGAGCCUGUCCUGAAAAGUUCAACGGCAUCCACUACAAUACCACCAACCGGGUGUACAGAGAGUGUCAGUCUAACGGCAGCUGGGCUCCUCGAGGAAACUACAGUCAGUGCACCGAGAUCAUCAUCCUGAGGAAGAGUAAAGUUCACUAUCAGGUGGCUGUGAUCAUCAACUACCUUGGUCACUGCAUCUCUCUGGGAGCUCUGCUGCUCGCCUUCACCCUUUUCAUGAGACUCAGGAGCAUUCGAUGUCUGAGGAACAUCAUCCACUGGAACCUCAUCUCAGCGUUCAUCUUGAGGAACGCCACGUGGUUCAUCGUCCAGUUAACGAUGAACCCUGCCGUUACCGAGAGCAAUCAGGUGUGGUGCAGGUUGGUGACAGCAGGUUAUAAUUAUUUCCACGUGACCAACUUCUUCUGGAUGUUUGGUGAAGGUUGUUAUCUCCACACGGCCGUGGUCCUCACCUACUCCACCGACCGGCUCCGCAAGUGGAUGUUCAUCUGCAUCGGCUGGGGUAUUCCAUUUCCCAUCAUCGUGGCCUGGGCUUUCGGGAAGCUUUACUACGACAAUGAGAAGUGCUGGUUUGGAAAGAAGGCCGGUGUUUAUACGGACUACAUCUACCAAGGCCCCAUGAUCCUCGUCCUGCUGAUUAACUUUGUCUUCCUGUUCAACAUUGUUCGGAUCCUGAUGACCAAACUGAGGGCAUCGACCACCUCAGAGACAAUCCAGUACAGGAAGGCGGUGAAGGCGACUCUGGUGCUGCUGCCUCUUUUAGGAAUCACCUACAUGUUGUUCUUUGUGAAUCCUGGAGGAGAAGACGAGGUCGCUCAGAUCGUCUUCAUCUACUUCAACUCCAUACUGGAGUCCUUUCAGGGUUUCUUUGUUUCUGUUUUCUAUUGUUUUCUCAACAGUGAGGUGAGGUCUGCUGUCAGGAAGCGCUGGAUUCGUUGGCAGGACCGUCACUCCUUCCGGAGCCGGGCAGUGCGCGCCACUUCGUUGCCCACAUCACCGAGCAGAGUGUCCUUCCACAGCAUCAACCAGUCCUCCAACCUCUGACCUCGGACUCUGUCACACACUCAUCCAGCUACAGUGGAUGAUAUCACUAUAGCUAACCACUCAGAUGGAUCAGAUCAGACAGUCACAUCAGACGGAGAUCUUUACGUGCUGACCAAUAAGCUGCUUCUUCAGGGUCACUGACGCGUUCCAUAUCAGGCAGCUGGACAGAUGUUCUAUAAUCACCAGAUUUAUUUAUUCAUUGAUGAGCUAUGAAUGUCUACAUUGGAAUAUUGAUCACCACCUUCUUCUAACACUUCUACACAAAAAUGUGUAUGAUAUAUAAAAAACUAGUUGCACACUAUUCAAAAAUCUGAAAUUAUAACAGUUUGUUUUGAGGUUAUGGGACAUUUUGAGACAUUCUGUGGAGGCAGCAAAACUACAAAAUCCAGGAAUUCAUGU